Theobroma umbraticum is the source of this 1059-nucleotide messenger RNA. Its product is annotated as VQ motif-containing protein. Gene Ontology annotation, cellular component: nucleus. NCBI's taxonomy places the organism in Eukaryota, Viridiplantae, Streptophyta, Magnoliopsida, Malvales, Malvaceae. The record is from RefSeq and is a predicted model, not a curated record.
AAUACCCCUCCCUACGAAGAUGCCUCCUAAUGUGAUCAUGAUCCAUAGAGCGAAUCACCGAAAUCCCACAGCUUCCUAUAAAUAAAGAACGUUCGAUUUUCAUGUUUUAUUUUAGUUGAAAGAAAUCCUUCCUAUGAACAAACCCAUCAAGGAAGAAGAAGAAGAAGAAGAAGAAGAAGGGAGAUUAUGAGCCCUACACAAUUUCAUGAUCUCCACCACCACCACCAUGCAAAGAAGGAUACGAUGUCCAAUGGUAAUGCCGCUGCCCUGUGCCCUCCGCCCCUGAAAAUCAACAAAGACUCUCAUUUGAUCAGGAAAUCAUCAUCUUCGUCGUCAUCCUCGUCGGCAGCCUCCUCCCUAGGCGUCACCGGCACAGCCAAGCCUCCUCAACAGCAGCAACGCCACCCUGUCAUCAUCUACACGCACUCUCCCAAAGUCAUCCACACGCACCCCAAGGAUUUCAUGGCGUUGGUGCAAAAGCUGACGGGGCUUUCACGUAGUGAAGAUGACAAUCAUCAUAAUCAUCACCAUCACCACCAUCACCAUCAUCAUCAUAAUAAUAACCAUCACGACGCGCCUCAUCAACCCAAGGUGGAGAACGGUGCCGCCUCGGCGGAGGAAGAUAGCAAGAGGAUCAUCAAUGACGAUAAUGAUUCAUCAUCGGUUAUAACAGAUGAAAACGGUGAAGGGCAAGUUAACUCUUGCUUUGUACCGCCUUUGUUUGAUCCACCACCAGCUCCAUUUUUGACAAAUAUCCCAGUUUUUACGCCCAAUUCGGCUGAUUUUCUGUGCGUGAAUCAGCCUUUUUAUAAUUACACGGAUUCAUUGUUCUUCACACCAAACAUGAGGAGCUCCAUUUCAUCUUCAGGGUUGGAGGGGAUGAAUGAGUUUCGUGAUUUUUGAAGUUUUGAUUUUUUUUUUUUUGAGUCUUCUGUUCAUUAAUUUAUCAUUAAUUUUUUUCGGGUAGUUUUGAUUAUUUGGUUUUAUGAUGCAAAUAAGGGCUUCUGAUUUUGUUCAUGGAACUUCAUGAGGAAUAAAUUUUUUACAUUUAUUGAUUAA